UGUAACAAUUUAUUUGAAGGUUCAAAUCUUUGGGACUCAGUUAAGGAUUUUGGCCUCUCCUCAUCUGAUUUUGGCUCAAAUGAUUAUGUUUCCUCAUUUUGAGAAGAUUUAUCUGGGUAUUUUGAUAUUUGUCCUGAUAGAAGGAAACCUUCCAUCAUUAACAGCGCAAACAUACUUACCUUUAGAAGAGAUUCAAGAACCCAAGAGUGCAGUUUCUUUUCUCCUGACGGACUCAGAAUCCACAGACUCUUCUUUACCUUCCGAAAAGAAACAACCUCUGGAUCACAGGGAAACUGAGAGACAGUGGUUGCUCAGAAGAAGGCGAUCUACUCUGUUUCCUAAUGGUGUGAAAACGUGCCCAGAAGAAAGUGUUACUGAGGCUGUGGCAAACCAUGUGAAAUAUUUUAAAGUACGAGUAUGUCAGGAAGCUGUCUGGGAAGCCUUCAGAACUUUUUGGGAUCGACUUCCUGCACGUGAGGAGUAUCAUUACUGGAUGAAUUUGUGUGAGGAUGGAAUCACAACUAUAUUUGAAAUGGGCACACAUUUUAGUCAGUCUGUGGAACAUAGAAGCUUAAUUAUGAAGAAACUGACGUAUGCAGAGGAAACCGUCAGCGGCCCCGAACUGUCAUCUCCAGUUCCUGUUGGUGAUAGCUCAACAUUGGGAGGUGCUCGUCUCAGUGUUCCAUAUCCAGGAGUGACCUCCUAUGAAGGUAUCUCAGAGAGCAGCUUGGAGAAGCCAGAAGAGAGUGUUAGCAAUGAAAUUGAGAAUGUGAUAGAAGAAUCCACAAAACCAGCAGCUGAGCAGGUUGCAGAAUUCAGUAUCCACCUUUUGGGAGAGCAAUACAAGAAAGAACUACAGGAUCCCUCCAGCUUCUACCACCAGCGCCUUGCGGAAGAGUUUAUUUCAGAGGUUGAAAAUGCAUUUACUGGGUUACCAGGCUACAAGGACAUUCGUGUACUUGACUUUAGGUCCCCUAAGGAAAAUGGCAGUGGAGUAGAUGUUCACUAUGCAGUUACCUUCAAUGGCGAGGCCAUCAGCAAUACCACCUGGGACCUAAUUAGCCUUCACUCCAACAAGGUGGAGAACCAUGGUCUUGUGGGACUGGAUGACAAACCCACUGCUGUCUACACAAUUAGUAACUUCAGGGAUUACAUUGCUGAGACACUGCACCAUAAGUUUUUGCUGGGGAGCUCCUCUUUGAAUCCAGAUCCUGACUCCCUUCAGCUUAUCGAUGUAAGAGGAAUUUUACUUCCUCAAAGUGAAGACCAAGUGUGGAACACACAAAGUUCAGGUGUUCAGGAAACCUUACCGUCUAUUUUGGAUAAUACCCCUCAAGCUGAAUGGCCCUCAGCAGAUGAAUCCACCACGAGCAGUAUUUCACCACUUGAUUUCAGCUCUGGUCCUCCUUCAACCACUGGCAGGGAACUCUGGUCAGAAAGCCCUUUGGGUGAUUUAGUGUCUACACCCAAAUUAGCCUUUCCCUCGAAGGUGAGCCUCAGUUCUUCCCCAGAGGUUUUAGACGUUAGCAGCUUGACUCUUCAUUCUGUCACCCCAGCAGUGCUUCACACUGGCUUGCCUAUGGCUUCUGAAGAAAGGACUUCUGGAUCUCACCCAUUAGAAGAUGGAUUAACUAAAGUUGAAGGAUCAGAAGAUUUUCUUUCUAUUGAUCCAUUGCCUUCAAGUUCAUUCACUCAUCCUGUGCCACAAGAAACAAUACCAUCCAUGGAAGACUCUGGGGUGUCUUUGACACCCUCACCAUAUCCAGUCUCCUCUGUCACAUUAGAUCUUCUUGCUAAAGAAAUAACUACGCCUUUUGGCUUGGAGUCUUUGACCUCCAAAGUCAAAGGCCAAUUAGAAAUGAGCUCUUGGGUGCCACACAUACCUAUGGAAAAAGAGUUCAUAUUUGAGAGUGGUUUAGGUUCAGGGUCUGGGCAAAAGGUGAGUCUGAUUACUUGGCCAUGGAGUGAGACUUCAUUAGAGAAGAGCACGGAAUCAUUGUCUGAGUCAUGGCUUGAAGUUGAAGAUUCAGAGGAUUCACUUUUGUCAGCUGAGGAUAUAGGUGAGAAACUAGUUAUAGAUGACAAAAAAGAUGCCACAGAUCAAAGUAUUGAGCAUUCAAAAUAUGGGUAUUUUGAUAGAUCCACAAACUUUGCAGAGGAAGAGCCCCUUGGUGGACCUACUGUGCCCAUCUUUGCAGAGAUCGCAACUCAAUCUGCAUCUCUAAUUCUAUCCAAGCACACAUCAGAGGUACCUGACAUUGAUUAUUACUCAGUUACCAAAUCACCUCCUCUGCUGACAUCUAUAGCAAUCUCUGCUUCUCCUUAUAAACCAGAUCAGGUAGAACCUGUUCUAAAGGAGGACAUGGAACAAAGUACAGAGUCAUCCAGCCAGGACUGGUUUGACAGCAAAACUUCAGCAGUGAAGCCAGAUUUGCAACCUUUGUGGACCAUAUUGCCAGAAUCAGAUGUAGUCUGGGCAAGAACUUCUUCCCUAGGGAAAUUGUCCAGAGACACACUGGCAAGUACGCUGCAGAGUACUGACAAGCUCUGGUUGAAAGCUUCCAUGACACAAUCUACCAGAUUGCCUCCAACCACAAGCUCCACCCUGCUGGAGGAUGAAGUAAUUAUGGGCGUACAGGAUAUUUCACUGGAACUGGACCAGAUAGGCACAGAUUACUAUCAGCCUGAGCUAAUCCCAGAGGAAAAUGGCAAGGUUGGUAGUUAUGUGGAAAUGUCUCCAGAUAUUCACUCCACAGAGUCGGCUAUUGUGGCUCAGGCCACAAAAAGCGAUGACUUGAUUUAUACCCAAACCACAGGACCUUUGGUGGUAUUCUUCAGCCUCAGAGUGACUAACAUGAUGUUUUCAGAAGAUCUGUUUAAUAAAAACUCUUUGGAGUAUAAAGCGCUGGAGCAAAGAUUCUUAGAACUGCUGGUUCCCUAUCUCCAGUCAAAUCUCACUGGGUUCCAGAAUUUAGAAAUCCUGAACUUCCGAAAUGGCAGUAUUGUGGUAAACAGCCGAAUGAAGUUCGCCAAGUUUGUCCUUCCCAAUGUCACCAAUGCUGUAUACGUGAUUCUGGAAGACUUUUGCACCACUGCCUACCAAACCAUGAACUUGGCUAUUGACAAGUACUCCCUUGAUGUAGAAUCAGGUGAUCAAGCCAACCCUUGCAAGUUUCAAGCCUGCAAUGAAUUUUCUGAGUGUUUGGUCAACCCCUGGAGUGGAGAAGCAGAAUGCAGAUGCUACCCUGGGUACCUGAGUGUGGAAGAACUGCCCUGUCAGAGUCUCUGUGAUCUACAGCCUGACUUCUGCUUGAAUGAUGGGAAGUGUGACAUUAUGCCUGGACAUGGGGCCAUUUGUAGGUGCCGGGUGGGUGAGAACUGGUGGUACCGCGGGGAGCACUGUGAAGAGUUUGUGUCUGAGCCCCUGGUGAUAGGCAUCACCAUCGCCUCCAUGGCUGGACUCCUCCUCCUUUCUUCUGUGGUCGUCUUCUUCAUCAUCAGGACUCUUCAAGCUCAACAUGCUAGGAGAGACAGGGAAGGGCCCUUCAGCAGGCAGCCUGACAGCCUCUCAUCCGUGGAAAGUGGCGUGAAGCACAACCCCGUGUUUGAAAGUCACGAGGCUGGACUCGAGCAGUAUGAGGGACCCUACCCUCUGCGUCCCUUCUAUAGCUCUGCAGGCAGAGAGAUGAUUGGUGGUCUGAGCAGGGAAGAAAUCAGACAAAUGUAUGAGAGCAGUGAGCUUUCCAGGGAGGAAAUUGAAGAAAGAAUGAGAAUUUUGGAACUGUAUGCCAGGGAUCCUGAGUUUGCAGCUUUUGUGAGAGAACAUCAAAUGGAAGAGCUUUAACCAAAAGUCCUAUUUUGCAACGGACUAGAAGCCUAGAGAAGAUGGAAUCACUCUUUACCUGUCAUGUAAUUAGCCUGGAUUCCGAACUCUGUUGGAAGAAGAGUUUUCUAUUAAAAAAAGUUAAACUGGGGGCACAAUUUAUUUUUCUAGUUUAAAAUUUCAGAAUGCAGUAAGAGAUGUGACAAGUUUUAAGCCUACAAAGACCAGAAGUUGUAUUGAAAGGAAUUCAAAACUGUAUGAAUUCUAGAAAGGAUUCUGUAAGGAAAAAGCCAGGCCUGGGAGUUGGGUUGCAUUUGCUGUCUGCUUCUGAGCCUCUGAGGGUGUCUCUUAGUAACUAAUGAUGCCUCGGGCUUCCCCGCAGGAAGGUCAGGUGAGACUAUUACGGAGGAAGGUAGGCUUAGUAACUGAGUCUGUAGUAGCAAGUUUGCUGUUGUCAGGUGGAAUGAGAAGACUUUGAAGUAGUUUUAAUAUAGUUUAUGGCCAAACAUUCAUCUAACUAAAUACUAAGGUUUGGGGGGGAAUCAAACUGCUAAAGAAAAAGCAACCUUUUUGCUGCAGUAUAGAUUUAGACCUGUACUUUGUGCUCCUACCAGAAUUUUAAAUUUCCUGAGCCUAUUAAUCAAGACCACAUUAUUAUGUUAAUUAUGUUAAUAUCCUGGUCCCCCCGCCAUCAAGGACCAUACAUAUCAUAAAGGUUAGAGGCUUCUUGUUAGAGUAAAGAUGAAUUGAACCACAAGGACAGGGAAGGAGUGGGUAUCGGGUCAAGACCACAGCGCUGAGAAUAUACUUUGCUGAUUGAUGCAUGGACUGAGUCUGAACCAGUGGGUUCCCUGACUCUGUUUCUGAAACCUAAAGGUGUCCUGGGCAAAUCUGGGAUCUUCUGUAGUUUCUCGUGUAUUAAUUUCAAAAGCAGCACUUGACUUCCCCGUAUAGUGUAGGUUAGUUUGUUUGCAUUGCUUCUUUGUGUAAUAACUGUGUCUCAGUUCAUUCCUGCUUACAUGAAACAUAGCAGGACUUUUAUUGCAAUUAAAAUUUUAAAAAAAGUUUUAUAGGUAGGAAAAGUCCACAUCUUAUGUAAAUUUUAACUGAAAAAUAGAAGUUUUCCUCUUUCCUAAUACUUUUUGAAUGGUAGCUUUGGAGCGGGCAGGGAGAGGGUCCAGUCAUUAUCACCAUCCGUCUUGUGUACGCAAAUAGGUUAUUGUUGAUACAGGUGUUUCAUGUUAGAUAUCUUCAUGUUAGUCAAAAACGGUCUUAAACAUUUUGAUUUCUUUGUGACCAGAUGUAACUGACCAGGGGUAGGUUGGCCAUAAGAUAAAAUACCUGGUUCACUUUUUUUUCCCCUCAACUUGAUGACUGCCAAUUUCACUCAGUAUGAAGACACCAGAAACUAAAUCUCUGGGGUGAGUACAUGCCACAGUAAAGCUACGGAAAGCCUUGAAGAUAUCCAGGUAUUUUGCAAAGUAUGUAUGGGUAACAGGUCUUGUGAGUGUGUGUUUUUGUAGGUAGGUAAUUCCCUUAUCUCAGUAAUUUCUUUCAUUCCCUCCCCUAAUAAUAGAUUCUCUAUAAAUUCAACAUAGAUACAAGCCACUGCUGGGACAUUUUCUACUGGGUGAAUUUGAAAGGGAAUUGAUAAUUAUCUUUAAAGCAUUUUAAAUGUUAAUGACACUUAUCACUACUUAAUGUUUAAUUUAAUAUUUCUAAAACUUUCUAAGAUUUCUGUUGAAGAUUCUAAAUUUUUUUCCCGAAACCUACUCGUGUUAGGUGAAAAAAAAUGUUUUUGUUUUUUUUUUAUCGUAAAUUAACCCUAGAAGGCAACCUUUUGAACGUCUGCUUGCUGGGGGAGUUCAGAUGGAUGUGAAGUGGGUGAAGCACAGGUCACCACGUGGAACACUUAAGAGAAGCACAAACUCAGCUGAAGGAGGAUUGUUUUCUAAGCAGUGAAGUGGGAGUUUGAGAAUUCGGAUUCGUCUCUGUCUCUGAUUUCCAUUUGUAUGAACUUUUCAUGCAAGAGCUAAUCGUGGGUCUCCAUGAAUGUCUGUUUCACAUCGUUUAAAAGGAGGGGAUUCCUAAACUCUCAAGGAGAGAACUGAGGGCCUCAGUUCAGGAAUAAAGACUUCGGCCCUUCCUUUGUUAUAAGUGAACCACAGUGAGAAACAUCAGAGAAUGAAGUUUCCACGAUGAGGAUCCACUGAUGGACACAUCUAAAGAGCUAAAAGAGCUAUCCGUCUGACAGGACAAACUACCCCGAAAGAGCUUCUUUUUAAAGGAGCUUUUCCCAAGGUAAUUUAAUGGCAUAUAGUCAUUUAAAAGUAUUAAGCUAAGCUCUCAUUUGGGCUGUGUGAUUGAGGAAUGAAAUGUUCUGAUUAUUAGGAUGUUCUUAUUAAUCUAGCAGUAUAGUAUUUAAUACAACUAUCACCUUAUUUAAAAAUAAUUAAAUGCAGUUAACAGUAAAAGUGCAUGAUAAAGAACUCAAACUUUUUUGGGGUGAUUUGUAAGGUGCUUUGGAGUCUUGUAGAUACAGCCUUUAUAACUGAAUGUCCCUACAUGAUUCUUAUUUUCAUGGGUUCUGGAUAAAAGGGAGUUUAUUUGAUAAGUAGGACUCCAUUUGCACCAUAGCAGUGUUUUAAGGCUAUUUGUUCAUAUUUAUGUGCUCCAAAGUCCCGUUUCCUUUAUGUAAUAAAACAAGUGCAGGUUUUACCUGAUUUUAUUCCCACCACUUUGUUUUUUUCUUCUGUAGUAUCUGUUCAUGGGUUGGCUGCUCCCCUCCCCAACCCUUCCUGUUUUUUAACACAUGGUAAAAGUGUAACGGAGUCAAAAAACCCUGACUUAAUAUUACUUCUGACAAAAAGAUGAAAAUUGGAGAAAUAUUCUUUAUAAGCUCUAAAACCAUUUUGGCUCAGAUAUGAUACCUGAUGUAGUUACUCAUUUGCAUGCAUGUUUCGUAAGUUUGCCUUCUUCCAUCUCAUGACUUUUUGGCACCUAGUAUCUCUGUGUCAUUUCCAUGUUUUCAAUAAUGGAUACUUUGACGUCGAUCAGCCUGUGAAUUGAAUUUUCACUUUCAAAUGGGAAAACAAGUUAACAUAUCUAGUCCAUAAAGAAACAACUGAUUUAGGAGAAUAACUUAUCUUUAUUAAAUUGAGAUAUUUUAGCCAAGAAAAAUAUGGGUCAUUUUUUUUUCCCCGAAAACAUUUCUAACAAUUCCCAGUAGAGAUGGGUGGGGGCCAGUCUUUCUUAUUGACCAUCCAGCUGUAGUGAGUCAUGAAUCCUAGCUCAUUCUACUCCCGAGGGUGCAAUGAAUGCAGAAAAAUGGUGUGAAGGUCAUAGUCCUCAAAUCAAUUGCAUUGUGUUCCACAGACAAUCCUGGCUCAAGGUGGAAUGUGGGAGGGUACUAGAAAGUAAUUGGUGAUGUAAAGAAUCUGCCUAGAAAUUUGCUUGAGUCAUGAAUUUUAUAGAACCUUACACUAUGCCUAUGGGUUAACAAGACACACUUGUUAAAAUCACUCCCCUCAGUAAUAAGACACAGGUUAAAACACUCCCCUCAGCCACACAAUUUAUAGCUACAGCCUAUUUUAAAUGAUUCCUUAUCCUGUCUUUUUCUUCACUUAUAUUUAAUUGCUUGUUUAGUGAUUAAGGGCAUAAGUAGGAAAAAUGUAACCAUGAUAUCAGAGAAUAAAGAUAUAAUUAUGUAUUCAGACUAUGUAAUGAUUCUGAAGUGAUCAUAUACAUACUAUAUGUUCAGUAUGGAGUAUGGGUAUUGAAGGAUUUUUCUUUUUCAUCUUGUUUGUAAUGACAUUGUACAUAAAGCAUGGGUCAGAUAAGUUCAGGUUACUGCACUGUUUUCUUGAAAUUUUCUUAAGACUAGCUAAUUAGAAAUAAAAAGUUUUGUCUUUAUGUAUAUAAAAGGGUUUUCCCUCAUGCAUAUAAUUGUGCCAUCCAUUUUCAUUAUUAAUAAACUUCUCUUUCAAG
This is a messenger RNA of Vicugna pacos (alpaca), 7810 nucleotides long. Lineage: Eukaryota; Metazoa; Chordata; Mammalia; Artiodactyla; Camelidae. The record is from RefSeq and is a predicted model, not a curated record.